Molecule: messenger RNA, 1424 nt
Organism: Mytilus trossulus (common blue mussel)
Lineage: Eukaryota; Metazoa; Mollusca; Bivalvia; Mytilida; Mytilidae
Exons: 3
Coding region: 85-687 (200 amino acids)
Source: RefSeq, a predicted model, not a curated record
UUUCACUAUGUUUAAAACUUUCUUAUUCUCGAAAAUAUCCGUGUUGAAAUUCAUUUCAUAUAUAUUUGGAUCCAUUUUAUAUAGAUGAAAAGUUCCAGACAAAAAAGGUACAUAUCUUUGAUAUGCAGUCUGUUUUCAGUUUUGGGUUUCGUGUGUCAUGCUGUUGGAUUUGCCUCCCCGUUUUGGUACCAUGAUCACUAUUCUUCAAAGUAUGGAGCAGAAAAUUAUUUCCAUGGAAUAUGGAAAGCUUGUUUUGCAGUUCCUGGAUUACCAAUUAAAUGUCAUUAUCAUGAUUCGUCAGAGUUACCAUUGAUACAUGACAUACAAGCUGUGUCAGCCGCUGGUCUAUUGGCCUAUGGUUUAGCCGUGUUUUUGCUGAAUUGGAGAACGCAGUGUUUAGAGAAAUUUAAAAGGUCUUGUGUACAGUUUAUUGGUGCUGGAGUUUUGUUAGUAGCAGGCCUUCUUUGCUUGGUUGGAUUAAUGAUGUGGAUGUUUCAAAUGCCAGUCUUUUUUAUUCUACAUUUUGGAUUGUCAAUCCGACUGGAAGUGGUUUCAAUUGUAUUAGCAGUUGUUGCAUCAUCACUAAUUAUACGGGAAAAUAUAACACACGCAAAAACGGAAUGUAAAUAUUGGUUGUAUCCUAACCCGAAUAAUGUCAGUCGUUAUAUUCCGCCGAUCUCCGUCUAAUCUCCGAAAGGUCGAGUUCACUGAUUGGUUCCGUUUUACAGAGAACAACUGACGAGAUAUUUGCCCUGAAUGCCUUCAAGCUCUCGAUAGGCUAUGGGCCGCUAGAGUGCACAGAAUUAUUCGAGUUAGUUGUAUCCGUUUUUAAUUCAGUACGUUAAUGCGUAUGUUGCAUGGUUGUGAUAGUAUAGUACUAGGAACUAUCAUUUUUUUUUAAUUUGAUUGUUGAUCAGUAAACUUAAUAGUAUAGUUUUAUAUGCCAUUUAUUUUAGAUAUGUUUGUUUUAGGAUCUCAAAACAUGGGCUUUCAUAUUUUAUUGUUAAUACUGAUAUAUCUGUAUGAAUAUGUUGUAAAGCGCUUAGGUUAAUUUUUGAUAUUAUAUAAUGCGCUGUUAUAAAUACUGUAUAAUAAAAUAAUAAAUUUACUAGAACAAAUUAAAAAUAAGGUGAACUGACGAUCGUAUAUAUGGCUGCGGAAAGGCUGGACAGUCAUUCUGAAAGAAAAACCAAUAAGGAGCGAAGCACCCCUAUAAACGGCCAUUUUGGCGAAGUGACAUUAAUUCGUUGUUGGUUUACACUUUAAACUGUUGAAGUGUUUAAACAGAUGAUCGGUCAUACAUUGCAUUUGCACUCCAAUUGCGAAAGAUGAUAUUUUAAAUCAUGUUUACUUUCAAUGUUUGAAAGUCAAUAACUCAAUAACACUUAUAAAUCAUGUAUAGUUAAUAAACUUUCAAAUUCACA